Nasonia vitripennis (jewel wasp) is the source of this 1695-nucleotide messenger RNA. RefSeq lists its product as uncharacterized. Bases 236 to 676 code for a protein of 146 amino acids. The transcript has 3 exons. The record is from RefSeq and is a predicted model, not a curated record. NCBI's taxonomy places the organism in Eukaryota, Metazoa, Arthropoda, Insecta, Hymenoptera, Pteromalidae.
AUAUAUAUGCGUGUGUGUAUAUUUGUGUGACUAUGUAUAUCUCCGUAGUAUUUGUUACAACUAAAUUAAUCAACAACGCAAAUAAAAAUUCAACGAGAUAAAUUAAUAUCUAAUAGAAAUAAAUCUUAAUUAAAGAUUUUGCGUAUAUACGUGAUCGCGAUUCUUCAAAUAAAUAUUUGGAAGGAAAAUUGACCAACAUUGCUUUUUCUACAAAACUUGGUAAAAUUCGAGUACAAUGAGUGUGCAAGGCACUUCUUUAAAUGCGCCGGAGGUACAUAGCAUUUUAAAAUAUGCUUGCGUUCGUUUUGAUGAUGAUGCAUCAAACUUAUACAUCAAGGAUAUUCAGUGCAUCAUCGAAAAGUCUCCAGGCCCAGCAGGAAAAGUUACAUUCAGAAAGUUUUUACCAAAACAUGAGGAUGAUUUUGAUAAAAAGAAUUGUUAUCACGUGAAAUGGCAGUGUCAAAAACCAUGUACGAUAAAAUCAAGUCAUAGAUGUGAUCCAUUUUUAAAGGCUAAUAUUCUGUAUCUAGGUGAUUCAAGAGAUGCUGUAAGUAAAAAAAUUGAAGCUGGAAGAGUUAAAUUUUCUAAGAUGGAAUGGGCUUCGGAAUCUACUUACGUGACUCCUGAAAGAAAUACACUUUCGCUUGAGAGUAAUGAACAAGACGUAUCAAAAUAAUAAUAAUAAUAAGCCAGGAAUUUUCAGUAAUGGAAUCAUCCGCGAUGAAUCACAAUCUGAUGGAGAAAAUGAAGAUGAUGACUAUGUAAUAUAAUUUUACAACAACAAAAAUAAGUUAUAAACAGAAACAAUUUUUACUGUUUCGAAUAGUUACUUAUGCUACUUCAAAUAGUUUUGUUGGAGGUACAAACACUGUUUUUCAAUGAUGAUUAUUUUUUUUUAAAGAAACCUUCUAAUAAAACCCAGCUCUGUGCGUGCCUAGUGUGUUGCUUUGUUUGUUAUUGCUAGCUAUUGUGGUCAUCUCCUGUUUGCUACCUUUAGUGUAUCUAUUCUCAUUAGAGAUUAUUGUAGUUUAGGAGUAAAUAUCUUCUCAUAAUAAACGCGUUACUAUCCCUAAUGAAGAAAAAAUUCCCACCAUUGGUCGCACGAUUUUUCAUGCGAUUAAUCGCGCAAAGGAAAAUAACGACUUAUCGGCAACUAUCAAACUUUUUUGUCGUGAUUAGUGACGUGUUUCAUCGCACAAUAAGUCUCGUGACUAAUCGCGUAACUUGUAUGCAAUUGAUCUAAAUGCAAAAUUAGUAAACUUGAUAGCAGAUUCAAAAGGUAUCAUCCGAAUGGUAACACCUAUAUUGGCCACCACCCUUACAAAUUUCGUAUUUUGAACAAUUUUAUUUUAUUUGAAAAUUGAUUAGAGAUAAAUGGCGUGACUGGUCACGUGACUAAUUGUGAUACUCAUCGCAUGACUAAUCGCGUCGAAAAAGUUUGAUAAACUGACGCAAUUAUUUGCGCGAUUGAUUAUGCAAAUAAUCGCGAAAUUAAUCGUGUGAUUUUUUAUUAGUGAUAAUCUCCUACAUGACGUAAUUUUUUGACAAUGAAGGUUCAUCAAAAGUCUAUGAAGUCCUUCGACUAUAUAUUGAGAUACUUUUUGGAAUAUUUUCUCGGGUAUUCUGAUCUGCUAAAAAAAAUGAAGUAAAUAACGUGCAUCUAAAACAUUAAAGACAGUAUGACCUAAAGUUAAU